Messenger RNA from Anneissia japonica, 2782 nucleotides. RefSeq lists its product as uncharacterized. NCBI's taxonomy places the organism in Eukaryota, Metazoa, Echinodermata, Crinoidea, Comatulida, Comatulidae. Gene Ontology annotation, biological process: signal transduction. Gene Ontology annotation, molecular function: protein binding. Bases 158 to 691 code for a protein of 177 amino acids. The record is from RefSeq and is a predicted model, not a curated record. The transcript is spliced from 3 exons.
AUAUUUUUGUGGUCUGUAGGUAGCCAUUGUGCGGGCUAAAUCUGUUGGCAGUGAUGAUGAAGAGGAAGAGGAAGAGGAUGUUGAGCCUUGCUCAGAUGUUUGCAAAGUGUUGCUAGCACUCUUGGAGAAUAACCUGCUAAACCUCGGACAUACCUGGAUGAAACGCAUUGACUUUGGCUUCUGCAUCUUGUGUAGUGCUUGCGACAGGGAGAAGAAUCACUUCCAUGAGCUGAAGAAAUGCCUCAAAGCAAAGUGUGUUCCUUGUGGGAACCAUCUGCGGAUGAAGACGAAACGGUUCCAACGCUUGUUUGGGGAAUCCGGAGCAAUGCAAGAAACGCCAAAAUCUCCUGCUGCUCAGGUAAAGCACAAGGUGCCCGUUUUCCUGCGGUCACUAAGCGGAGUAUUCAAGGAAAUCUCAUCACCUAUCCUGCCGUUUGACCUGAUGACAGAGAUCUGCGUCCUCCUCGACCCGUUGCACCCACUCUCCAAUGAUUGGCGUGGUCUAGCUUCGAAACUUGGCUAUGAUCGCUAUAUCAAUUACCUGUCCAUGAAAGUUAGCCCUACCAUGUGUGUUCUGAAUGGGUGGUCUGAGAAAGGUUGGUCAGUUGGGGAUCUUAAGGAGUGUCUGGUGGCCAUUGAACGUCAUGAUGUUGUACGGUUGAUAGACAAGCAGCUCCCAACUGAAGAGUGAGAUGUGAUCUCUGUAGUUAAAUUUCUGUAGUUAAGUUGUUCUGUAGUUCCCCUGAAAAGUCGCACCUCCUUACUUGAGGUAGUGCCGCCAACUUAGCAGUGCACGGUAGGGGAGCCAUAGACUUAUCCUUGGUGUAAGCUUCCGGAGCCCAGCAAACUGACGCCUAGGUACCUGCGUGUACAUGGUAGUGAUGGCGAUGCUAUCUCAAAAUAGGGGGUGCGCACUCCUCCCCACCCCCUUUGCGUUCUUUUGUCUUUGUUUCUUGUGGCUUAAAAAGCUCCUUGAGACGGUGUUCUGUGGAAGGCGCUAUAUAAAUAUCCAACCAUUGACCAUUGAUAAACUUACCAACACUCAUGGAUGACAAAAACUCCUGGUGGUGGAUUGUGCACUCGGAUGUGUCUGCAUAAAAGGAAAAGAAUGAAUAUUUAUUUGCAUCAGUGGUGUCAGCAGGUGGACUGGCUGGUCCCAGGCCAGGUCGUUGGAGAUUCACAGUAAAGUCUGUCAGACAAAAAUGAACCAUGGUGGGGCUGAGCUGCAGGCCCAUACAGUAUUUAGGGAGUAGGAUGGAUUCGCCUCACUAUUGCCCUACCCAAUUGGGAAAGAUCCACAUUUUUAAGACAGUUGAGAACAUACUGAAUAUAACAUUUGUUAUUGUCUGUUAUAAUGAUUAAAUAGAAAUUUAAAUAGCAAUACUUGUAUUUGGGGCAUUAAAUUUGCCAUAGAGGCAACACCCAUACACCACCUACCCCAAUGGCAGUCCUGGAUACAGGCCUGAAGUUGGACCAUCUGUCAGGGGAAAUCCGGUGCCACCCCUUUACUGAAUUUGUUCUUAAGUACUGUACCUGAAGCUGCAAUAAAUGGGUGCUCCCAAUAUGAUAAUAUUCAUUGUGUAAUAAUAUAUGAACAAAUGUGAAUUCUUUCACACUUUUUGUAUGAUGAUUUAUGCAAAAUUAUAUGUUGACAUGUAAAUUUUGGCUAUAAUAUUUUGUACAUAACAACCACUUUCAUAGUUUUUAUAUUUAUAUUUUAUUAUUAAUGCUAAUCAAUUAAAUUCUAAUUCUGUGACAAAAUAUAUUGAAUUGAACUGCAAUUUGUAAUUUUAUAUAAUUACUGUAUAUAAUUAUAUAAUAGAAUAUAUAUUACUGAGCAGAUUACUUAUAAGAAUUUUCCAACAGAUGUCAUAAAUAUUUUGGGUGCUAUGUAAGAUACAAUACAUCUUUUUUGUCACAACAGACAGAACAACAGUUAUGAACCUGAAAGUAGACUAGAUAUUUUAUGUAAAGUUUGUGAAAACAAUAAAUUAAAUGUUUACAUAUUAAUGAGAUGGAAUAAAUACUAAAGCCCUAUCCAGACUAUCAAAUUUUAUUUGAAAAAAAUAUGGUCAUGAUGACAUCACACAUCAUGACCAUGUAUAUAGCUGGUUCUUAAUUAUUUUAUGUGAAGGGCCAAAUUUUGUUACGUAGAGUUGCCAAAGUGCGAGCCAGUGACUCCUAUUUAGACUCUUCCAGGGAUAUGACCGGGCCGGGUUGAAUUAAGUCACUUUUUGAUGGAAGGAAAUGGUUUGAUUUUAGUAUUACUCGAGGUCAUAUAAACAUCAUAAUUUAUAUUAAAAUAUUUUUAGCAUGUUUUAAGCCAAGGUGCCUCACACUUUUGGUACAAUACUGCAAUUAUACUUCGUCCUGCCUGCAUGAAUUGUAGUUAACGUAGUGGUCACGAGGGUAGACAGCUUGCAUGAAUCGCAUGCCUCGCAGUUUGUCAAUACCCUACAUAGUUCGGGUGCUAAUUAAACAUAGGCCUAAUGUAGGCCUACAUUGAAACUCAAAUUGUACGUUGCUUAAAUGUUUUUAUGGUAUAUUUCGUACCCAUUGUCAACAAACACUCCCUGAAAUCGAUUUAAAACACCUAAAAGUGCUCAGAUUGUCGGAGCACCAGGGCCCACGCCCAUGGACCCUCACCAGGUCUCAAUUAUUGUGCAAUUUUUUAAAGUUUUGUAUUGUAUGGUUUGUAUGUCGCUUUUACGAACGCACCGCAAGAGCGUGUGCCGCUGUUUUAAAAGUUUCGUUUCAAAUAAAGUUAUUAAUAUAGUAGAAA